UAGUUUUUGCAUACACAUUUUAUAUAUUGGAAAUAAUCUGUUGUUUUAGCAAAUAUUUCAGAGUAAGUUCUUCAUUUUGAAUCAACAAUAUGAUCAGGAUUUCACACUAGUGGUGAAGAAAUUUAAGAUGGAAUUUGAUCUCAAGAAGCAGGCGAAGGAGGAGUUUGAUAUCAAGAAGCAGGUGAAGAAUACAGGGUUGUUGCAGAGUGAGGAAUUGCACAAUUAUAUUCUAGAAACUAGUGUUUAUCCACGCGAAGCAGAACCUCUCAAGGAGCUCAGGGAAGCAACUGAAAAUCACCCUAAGUCCUUCAUGGCUGGCGCACCAAUUGCAGGACAAAUGAUUUCAUUCCUUUUGAAGAAGGAAAAUGCUAAAAAGACUAUUGAAGUUGGAGUUUUUACAGGAUAUUCCCUUUUGCUAACUGCUCUUUCGAUUCCGGAUGAUGGAAAGAUUACUGCAAUUGAUUGUGAUAGAGAAGCAUAUGAGAUUGGCUUGCCAUUCAUCAAAAAAGCUGGUGUUGAGGGGAAAAUUGAUUUUAUUGAAUCAGAUGCUCACCUAGCUCUUGAUAAUCUUCUGUUGAAUCCUAAGAAUGAGGGAAGUUUCGACUUUGCCUUUGUGGACGCGGACAAGCCUAGCUACCAACAUUACCAUGAGCGGUUGAUCAAGCUCGUCAAGGUUGGAGGCGUGAUUGCUUACGACAACACGCUUUGGGGGGGAACAGUAGCCAUGCUUGAAUCACAAGUACCGGACUUCAUGAAGGAGUACCGAGAGGCCAUCAUGAAAUUAAACAAGUCUCUUGCUGCUGAUCCUCGCAUUGAUAUUGCUCAACUUCCUCUAGGUGAUGGUAUUACCUUUUGUAGGCGUCUUUAUUGAUCAAUUCUCUUAAUUCUUCUAAUAAUAAUGUUGCAAUUGAACAAUGCAAUCAAAACUUUGUAGCCGCUUAAACAAUUUGUUAGCCAAGUUAAUAUUGUGUGUAGAAUUGCACAUUAAUUAAUAUUGUUGAUCAUUUAUACUUGGUAAAA
This is a messenger RNA of Chenopodium quinoa (quinoa), 1020 nucleotides long. Its product is annotated as caffeoyl-CoA O-methyltransferase-like. The record is from RefSeq and is a predicted model, not a curated record. Gene Ontology annotation, molecular function: S-adenosylmethionine-dependent methyltransferase activity; O-methyltransferase activity. Bases 128 to 871 code for a protein of 247 amino acids. The transcript has 6 exons. NCBI's taxonomy places the organism in Eukaryota, Viridiplantae, Streptophyta, Magnoliopsida, Caryophyllales, Amaranthaceae.